GAAAGUUUGUCUGAGUGACAGCAGAGCUGCAGUCGAGACAAGUCUCUCUGUUUCUCUCUAAAGAAACUUUCAACUGAAUCCAUCAGGUUUUUCUCAACAAAACAGCAGAAUCUCUGCCAAACCCUGAGUGUGGAUAUGUCUGCUGCCAGCUGUCUGCUGACUGAAGAUCAGUUUCUGUGCUCCAUCUGUCUGGAUGUGUUCACUGAUCCAGUCAGCACACCAUGUGGACACAACUUCUGUAAAACCUGCAUCACUGAACACUGGAAUAUUAAUGUCCCGUAUCAGUGUCCCAACUGUAAAGAGGUUUUCAACACAAAACCUGAGCUGCGGGUCAACACUUUCAUCUCUGAGAUGGCUGCUCAGUUCAGACAGUCAGCUCAACAGAAAGCCAGCAGCAGCAGCUCAGAGCAACAAGCUGCCAAACCAGGAGAAGUUCCCUGUGACGUCUGCACUGGAACCAAACUGAAGGCCCUGAAGUCCUGCCUGGUGUGUCUGGCCUCCUACUGUGAGACUCACCUGGAGCCUCAUCUGACAGCUUCAC
This is a messenger RNA of Micropterus dolomieu (smallmouth bass), 541 nucleotides long. Its product is annotated as E3 ubiquitin/ISG15 ligase TRIM25-like. The annotation marks the transcript as partial. The transcript is spliced from 2 exons. Lineage: Eukaryota; Metazoa; Chordata; Actinopteri; Centrarchiformes; Centrarchidae. The record is from RefSeq and is a predicted model, not a curated record.